Messenger RNA from Ipomoea triloba (trilobed morning glory), 2653 nucleotides. Its product is annotated as glycerophosphodiester phosphodiesterase GDPDL7-like. Gene Ontology annotation, molecular function: glycerophosphodiester phosphodiesterase activity. The coding region runs from base 1 to 2526 and encodes 841 amino acids. Gene Ontology annotation, biological process: lipid metabolic process. Lineage: Eukaryota; Viridiplantae; Streptophyta; Magnoliopsida; Solanales; Convolvulaceae. The record is from RefSeq and is a predicted model, not a curated record. The transcript has 11 exons.
AUGGAUUCUCUCUCUCUCUUCCCAAAGGGAGACACAGCAGAAGAGAGAGAAAAAGCAAUAGAGACCAUCUAUUUAUCCGAUGGAUACUUUCCACCUCUACAUCAUAUCAAUCUAUUUUCUCGUGUGAAUUUCUUGAGGGAAUGUUUUUCUCUUCCUCCUGAGGCGCGAGCUCUUCAUUUUCAAGAUUGGAAGAAAAUAAUGAUCAAGCAUCUGCUGCUCUUUUGCUUGCUGAUCCAUGUGAUUCAUGGAGCAGAAAAACUGGGAGCUUCUCCUCCUCGUUUAAAGAGGAAAUGGCUGACACUACAUGGUGGUGAGCCUGUGAUAGUUGCAAAUGGAGGGAUGUCUGGUGUUUUUCCUGGGAGCAGUUGGUUGGCAUAUAGUUAUGGCGUGCAACAGACUAUACGGGGCUCUCCAGUCCUGUGUGAUCUGAAGCUUACCAAGGAUAAUUUUGCUUAUUGUCUCACCAGAAUGAUGCUUCAGAACACAACAAACAUUGCUGAUAUCUUCCCUAAUGCACGAAAAACCUAUGAUGUCAAUGGCAAAAGGCUUACAGGAUGGUUUGGACAUGAUUUUGAUGCUGAAGUGCUAUUUGAAAAUGUAACAUUGAUGCAAAACCUUUACACUCGACCUUCAAGUUACGAUAACUACUUUGGAUUAACUCAACCGGAGACGCUGGAGCAUCUGGCGGCAGAAAAAGAAAGGACCAAAGUAUGGAUAAAUGUGGAGUAUGACAUGUUCUAUAAACAACACAAACUGAGUGUAGAAUCAUAUCUUGAUAAAAUUCUGCCUGGGGUAAAAGUAGAAGUUCCUUACCUUUCAUCCCCAGAAAUCGGUUUCUUGAAGAGUAUUGGACCAAAAUUUCGUGCAAAAGGAACAAAGCUUUUAUUAAAGUUUCCAUUAGAUAUAAAUGUUGCUGAGCCCUCAACAAAAGAGAAGUAUGGAUCAGUGUUGAAGAAGCUGAACAUGAUCAAGACCUUUGCAGCAGGAAUCCUUGUCCCAAAAGAAUAUAUAUGGCCAGUCAAUGAAAAACGGUAUCUAAAGCCUGCUACCACUCUUGUCACUGAUGCCCACAAAUUAGGUCUUGAAGUGUUUGCUUAUGGCUUUGCAAACGAUUUCUAUCUUCCUUACAACUAUAGCCUUGAUCCAACAAAGGAGUACCUGCAGUUUGUUGACAAUUCUCACUUCUCUGUUGAUGGAGUGAUCACAGAUUUUUGCUCAACCGCAUCAAAUGCCAUAGGAUGCUUGUCUCAUAACAGGAAUGCUUCAAGAGCAUUGAAACGCUUGGUGAUUUCUCAUAAUGGAGCUAGUGGUGACUAUGCUGGAUGCUCGGAUCUUGCUUAUCAGAAAGCUGUAGAUGAUGGUGCUGACAUAAUUGAUUGUAAUGUCCAGUUCUCAAAAGAUGGAGUUGCAUUCUGUCUAGAUUCACCUGACCUUAAGUUCACAACCACAGCAGGAUCGGAAUUAAUGGAUAAAGUGAACCAGAUUCCCGAGGUUAAUAUGGGGCAACCGGGCAUUUUCUCCUUUGAUCUUACCUGGGAGGAAAUCAAGUCCCUAAAGCCUAAAAUCAACUCUCCAUAUGAUGCGCCAUUGGACAGGAAUCAUGCUUACCUGUUUGCCGGAAAGUUUGUGACUCUGCCAGAAUUCUUGGAAUUUGCCAAGGCAAAAGCAGUAACUGGAAUUAUGAUUGGAAUAGAAAAUGCUGUUUACCUUGCAACAAAGGGAUAUGACAUUAUUGGCACUGUCAACUCUGGAUUAACCAAUGCUUCAUUCAAUAAUCAAACCAAAUAUAAGGUGAUGAUCAAGGCAUACGAAAGCGCGGUGCUGAAAAAGUUCAAGAACGACUCCCAUUACGAAACAGUAUUAGACUUCAGAAAGGACAUCGGCAAUGUGCCCCAUGCAGUGGCAGCAGAAAUCAGCAAGUACGCUGAUUCAGUAGCCAUACGCAGAAAUUCGCUGGUGGAGGAAUAUGGUGACCCAUUUUUCAUGAGCAGUGGCUUUUCAAACGCUGUUGAGGCAAUGCAUAAAGCUAAUAUCACUGUCUACUCUUCAAAUCUCAAGAACGAGUUCCAGACCUUCCUUUUCGAUUUCAACAGUGAUCCUUACCUAGAGAUUGCUACCCUUGUUACUCAUGGCGUCGAUGGAUUCAUAACUGAUUUCCCAGGCACUGUAGUUUCAUUCAUGAGAUCACCAUGUAAUAAAAAAGCAAAACUUCCCUUUAGCUUCACUGCAGUUAUACCUGGACAACUGUUCAACGCUUCAAUAUUGUCAAUGAUGGAAAAUCCUGAUUCAAAGACCUUAAACAAAAUCGUCUAUCCUAACCUGUCUGCUAAAUCCAUCAACACUGAAGCAAUACCGCCUGUGGCGGCCCCAGGAGCCUCCAACCCGCCCUCCCCGGAUACACCCACUGACAACACACCUGCCGGUUCUCCACCUAAACACUCUUCAAGCACAACUACAGGACUUGCACCUCUUCUCUUCCUUGUGGCCUUGGCAGCAGGAAUCCUUCAAGUUAUUCUUUCUUACUAGAAUAAGUAAUUAAAUGCUUCUUCUUGUAUCCUUCAACUUAAUUGCUCACACUGUCAAGUGUAAACCACACACUCUCAUUUAUGAAAGUUUAAUGGAAAUCAUAGCCAAAGAGCUCAUUACUCCUCAA